ACCAAACUUGAACCAUUUAACUAAUUUGAGUGACCAAGAUUGGAUUUAAAUAUUUACAGUGACCAAACAUGAACGUUUUUUGUAAUCUCGGUGACCAACCAUGCAAUUAACCCAAAAUUCCUCAUAUUAAAAACUCAGGUUUUUAAACCGUGGGAUUGUGUAUAAAAUCCCAAGUUUUAGAAAACUCUCAUCCAAACGACCCCAUAAAAAGAGGGAACAGAGCUAGAAACUCCAGAAAAGAAAAUAGAAAAGAAACAAGAAGACUUCCGGUCCGGACUUCACCACCGCCCCGGAAGUUCCAAUGCUGCGUGGCGAAUAGAUUUUCCCACGGAAAUCCGACGACGACGACGGCCCAUUCCUGAGCUCCGCAGUUGAUUGCUGAAAGCUCCUUCCUUUCUAUUAUCUGCUUUCCCUUUUCGUUUCUUCCAGAGCUCGAUUCGGGUGGAGGAAAAAGCAAAAUGUUGCAGCAGACAUCUGGAGGAGGGGGCGGGGGGUCAAUAAUGGCGCUGAACGUGUUCAAGUUCUGCACUUUCCUGCGCGCCCUCGGUUCCAUUAUGAUCUUCUUGGUGUUGGGCGUCAUCGGGUUGACCUAUUAUGUUAUCGUCGUUCAGAAUUACGGCCCAGCUCUGUUCAAUGGCGGGGUCGAUUCGUUUGUUGCUUUCCUCGUGUUGCUUCUCUUCCAUGCUUUCUUGGUGAUGCUUGUAUGGAGCUACUUUUCCACUAUUCUGACGGAUCCUGGUGGUGUCCCGCAAACUUGGAGGCCAACAACAGAUGAGGAGGAGGGUGGUAUUGUGGACCCAUUGGUGGAUACAGCGGCUGGUUUAGGUAUAAACAGGGAUGAAACGCAGAAAACACGAUUCUGUCGGAAGUGCAACCAGUUUAAACCACCUCGUUCCCACCACUGCUCGGUUUGUGAGUUUCUUUUUCGUUUCACUAACCUAAAUCUUUCGGCAUGAGCCUUAAUUCUUUUCCUUCUAAUAAAGCUAUCCAUUAUUCGUCUCUUGGGUAGGCCGAAGAUGCAUAUUAAAGAUGGACCACCACUGUGUUUGGGUCGUUAAUUGUGUUGGGGCACUGAACUACAAGUAUUUCCUUCUUUUUUUGUUCUACACAUUUCUUGAAACAGCCCUUGUCACUGUAUCGUUGCUUCAUCUGUUCAUAGCGUUUUUUGGGGAUGGUGAAAUAGAUGGAACGGCAGGGGAUCUCGUGGCUACUUUUAUUGCAUUUGUUUUGAAUUUGUCAUUUGCAUUGAGUCUCCUGGGCUUUGUUAUUUUGCACAUAUCAUUGGUGUUAGCCAAUACCACGACCAUCGAGGCUUAUGAAAAGAAAACUGAUCCCAGAUGGCGUUAUGACCUUGGUCGAAUGAGGAACUUUGAACAGGUAUUCGGCACUGACAAGAGAUACUGGCUAAUCCCGGCAUAUACAGCUGACGAUUUAAGGCAUAUGCCAGCACUGCAUGGGUUGGAGUACCCAAUCAGACCCAACUUGGGUGAGCUUCAGGAGCUCUGAUGACUGCCGCAGUUGGGGCAAAAAGACAAAAUCAACUACUAAACUCUGCAUCACGCCUGACAUUACAUCUUCUCCCGGGUCAACCUGGAAGCGAAACUGAAGGGGAAGCAAUACCAACCAGGAUCAUAGCAGCACUUGACCCAGCUCCCGACGUUGGACAAAUAUCUCUGACUGACUUGUGUGGUGAAGUUCAUGCUGUCUUUAUUAACGUGUGCAACAACCUUGUAAUUUUUGUAAAUACUUGGAGUGGAAGAAAACCGUGUAACAUUAGGCCUGGUUUCUUUCCUUUUUAGAGCUCUAGGUGAAGGUCACGAUUUUACAGUUAUAAUUUCGGUGUGAUAGCUGGCAACUGGUGCAAAUGUGUGAUAAUUUUUCUAUCCUGAGUCCUUGUGUUUAUCCAAAAACGUUGACCAAUUUUGUUCCGUAAGUUCUAAAUUGGUCGAAUUGCAUAAUGGUCAACUACUGGCAUCGAUCAAAGCCUAAAGCUCA
This is a messenger RNA of Linum tenue, 1995 nucleotides long. The record is from the annotation of a GenBank genome assembly. Lineage: Eukaryota; Viridiplantae; Streptophyta; Magnoliopsida; Malpighiales; Linaceae.